CCAAAGAGUGCGUCUGCGACUCAGUGUAACUCCACUACACAUGUAUUGGGGGGAGGGGGUCGCAAUCGUGACGCCAGCACGUCGAUAUGACAGGGGGGUCCGUUGGUCAUACAUGUGAGCUGCGAGCCGGACGAAUAAACAUUCCAUUUGGACCCUCGUCAACCGCUCAGAAAAUGGGUGCACGUGGCCGGUGUUGGGAACGAGAGCCGAGAGUCGUGUCACAGUCGACGAGGAGGAUCACGAAGCGGAACCAAGGAAAACAACGCAGAAUGCUACCAAAACUUGCAUUUCAUCAUUUAUUGAUGACUGCUCUGUGUCCUCGAUAAGGAUCGUGGCCAGGAAAGAUCGAGGCACGGUGGGCACGAGUCACACAUGUCAAUUAAAAAUAAUUAAAACAAGUAAUUAAGUGUAAAUUUGUACAUGCAUAGUGAAUAAGUAAACAUUUUCAAAAGUGACUUCACAGUGAAAAAAAAUACAUGGGAGAUUUAUGUUCACAAUAUUAUUAUCACGCUUGUUUACCCACGACAGCCUCACGACUCUGUUUCGUGGUGGUCUAGCCACGUUUUCACGGUAAAAAGGUGAUUGUUGCGAUAUAUAAUUCCAAUUGAAUCAUCUAUGGGUAGUGUUUAAAAUACGGCAAGUAAUUAAGAGCAUAUGCUGGCACACACAAUUGACUUACUCUUGAGAAUGAUGGCACUGGAUAUUUAACGUCCACAGUGAAGCAGACAGCGCGCAUUUUUAUGGUUAUUACCGCAAUAAUAAGCAGGGCGGCUGCUGCAUUUCGAACCGUGAACAUCUUGCAGCAAGCGGCGAACUGGCUAUCGCUGGCCCAUGGCACCGCCAUGUUAUUGUCUUUUUGAUUUGUAACGUUCCUACCUGCCCCGAACUGGACAUCUGUGAAAAAGAGCUUUAUUAUAGCUCAUUGGAUUCCUCCAGUAUGAAUAUUCUGAUUCUGAUAUGGUUAAUCUAUCUAGUUGUGUAGUUGGAAGUAUAUGAGUUUACAUAAACAUCAUAACCAUUUGGUGGUACUGUAUGUGGGUUUUACUAUGGAUAGACGUCCCUACAAUAGCUAUGUGCAAUUUCCACCGCUGGUUCAGGGCUAUAAGCAGGAGAUGAACAUCGAUACCUCGGUGCUCAUUUGAUAAGGAAGUCACUUUGACUUAAAAUAGAAAUCGUGUACCUACUCUAGAUAACAUCAUCGUGAACACCAUUUGGUGUUAUCGGCAUCAGCCAUUGUCUCUGUUAGGGUCCUGUUUCAAUUGGUACCAAUGCGCAAUUGUAAUGUAAAAUAAACAUCUUUCUUCACUGCGGAGGGCCACUGUCAUGAUAUUAUAUGUAUGUACUGUAUAAAUAUAUCUAACCCUAUGAAGGCUUGGAUUCAGCUUUCCCUCGCUUGAACGGGCUGCUUAAAUGUACACUAUUGUUAAGGGUGGAGGCUUCGUGCAAUAUAGAAUGGAAAUGCACUCAUUGUCAGGUAUUACGUUAAGCAGUGGGAUAAUCGAAACGGGGGUUAUAGCUUACGCAUUAAUGUGGAGCCAAAAAAAAGUAAUAUCUGUCAUUGUGAAACACUUCGCAAUUUGCUGUGCAAAUCGGUUGUAAAUGAAGGUGCUCUCGACUCUCACCCCAUUAGAUUGAGGUCAGCAUAUACACUGUACUCUGUGCAUGUCACAUAAAUAAUCAUCAUAAUAAUAAAAACGCCGUGCUCAGAAAAUAAAUUGAGCCGGGAGGGCAAGCAAGAAUGGACGGCAGGACCAGUUUGGCGGUGGCUUUUCGGCUUUAAUUUCCUCUCUCGCUCGGGCCACUCUCCUCGCCGGCCCCGGCCCGGCCCGGCCCCACUCGGGCAGGGCCGGGGGGGGGUGCCCGAGGCGACGGCUCCGUCCGCGCUAUCUCCGCGGCCGCGGGACAUCGCGCAGAGACCAUCGCGGACGGAAGACGGUCGCUCGUGGGGGCGAUGUUACAACGACGGCUCACGGGGGAAGCCGCUAAUUUGCAUGAGUCAGAGAGAGAGAGGGCAGCAGCAGCAGCCGCGGCGGUGGUGGUGUGGGCUCCUCGGGCUCGGCACCACGUGAGCGCGCCCGUGUGUAGGUGUUGGUGGUGAGUCAGACGCCGACGCCGCCGCCGCCGCUGCCGCAGCCGCGCGUACAUCUCGCGCACUGCCGAUUGUCGUCUUCCCGCGAGAGACUCUUCCCGCCAGCUCUCCGGCACGAGCCGGCUGGUGGGUGGUGGUGGUGUAGUAACCGAGGUGCCAUCGGUCUCGUCGUCUUCUGCUCGUCCGUCGGUGGCCGGCGUCGCCCGUGCCCUUAUCUCUCGGGCGCGUCCAGCGAGGGACGAAGGGGUGGGUGGGUGGUGGUGAGGAGGAGGACGAGGAGGCCUCUCUGAAUCUCGCCGUCCGCUCGUUAUGAUGUUGGCCGCUUUUUGUUGUUCGCCUCCUCGAUCGAGGUGGGCAUUCUUCAAAAGAAGGCCCGCUCAUUGACGGCGAAGCAGCCGGCGGAGGCGAGGUCUGCGGGAGGAGGGAAAGGACGGCAUGAGCACGUGGCCACAGUGAGCAAACCUGCUGAGGCCUUCUGUCCGACCGGGGGAUUAGGCCCCCACUGCGGAAGGGCGGCCACCGGGCACCCUGGCCUCCUCACUGCCCGCCUCGCCCCGCACGUACUCGCUCCAGCAGCAGGGCGGCCUGACUGCACCCCGGCCAGGGCACGGCCCUGCAGGACCCAACAGGCGGACGAGGAAUGAGGUCAUCCCGCCAGGACCCAGACCAGCGCCUGCCCCAGCCAGGAGUAUGGACCACCUGCCCACGCGCGCGAAGGCCUUGGGUUCUGAUUCCCGCGGUGAUGAGACUACCCACGCCCUGAAAGCCCAGCUGGGACUGCUCCUGGGGGAGAGGAGCGCGCCCUCCACCCCCGCCACUCCGCGCUCCCACGGACAGAGGGGGCACAUGGGGAAGAGCCCUCCCUCCGCUGUGACGAGUGGAUCGGCCUCUCCACACGCAGCCAGCCCGUGCCACUCGCCUGCUCGAGAGGGAGCUGUUCCACCUGGGGAGCUGAGCCCAGCCCACCUGCUACCCACGCCCAGCUCCACGCUGGAGAGCCAGGACAGCGGCAUCAUUGCCACAAUCACGAGGUCGGGCGGCAGCCUCGAACAGAUGGAGGAAGGAAGCCCCCCGGAUGACAUGGCCGAGUUUGGCCAGCCCGAAUCAUCAGGUGCUGCUGCUUAUGCCGAAAAGGGAAACAUUGCAGCCCAGCAAGAGGCCACCCAAGGUUGCCGGUCGAACAGUUACUCGCGCUUGCGUGCCUCGCCUCCUUCGCGCUCAUCCGACAGCCUGAGCGUAAUGAGCAACGUGCUUCCAAAGGACCGAUCCCAGAAACGCAGCUUUUCCCACGACUUCAGCGACGACGAAGAAGACGAUGGUGACAUGGACGGCACCGAAGUGUGCUCCCUGCUGGGCCUAACGGGGCCCUACGGGGUGGGGGCCGAGGGGGAGCCUCCCCCCUACAGGGCGGCCGCACGUAGGCUGAGCCAGAGCGCCGAUCAGGGCCUGGAUGUGCCCCCGCCCCCCACCGCCCGCCGCUCGCCGUCCCUGCUCGCCCCGCGACCCAACUCCAUCGCAGCGAGCAGCCUCGCUCGUCUCGAGGAUUUGGGCCCACUGGACGAGCCGCGCGGGGAGCCGCUGCACGCCUCCAUGAGGACUCCACGCCAGCCCCUGGCGGCCCCACACUCCCAGCCCCUACACAACAUGGCGGCGCGCCUUCCCUCCUGCAAGCCAGUCGACGCUGCCCUCAAGCCGCUGCCCUUUGAGCUGCCGAGCGUGGCGGGCGAGGUUUCCUUCGUUGGGCGAGAAUGGCUCUUCCGUGAGCUGGAGCUCCGGCUGGGAGGUCGGGUAUCGGGCGGCGGCAGCGGCAGAAGCAGCAUCGGUGGCAGUGGAGGAGUUUUCAUUGUCGGGGGCGUUGGGUCUGGGAAAACGGCGAUUGUGGCUCGUUUGGUGCGACUUAGCUGCCACGGGGAGACAGCUGCAUCUCGGAAUGUUGAUGAGGGGAGGGAACGGACUGGACCCGCCUGCCGGGGAGGCAACAGCAGCUACAACCCCGCACAGCAUCUGAGGAGCGACGAUCCCGCCAGAAGGCUAGCAGCCAAGGUGGUGGCCUAUCACUACUGCCAGUCGGACCGCGCGAGCACGUGCUUGGUGCCCGAGUUCGUGCACAGCGUGGCGGCGCUGCUGUGCCGGGCGCCGCAGCUGGCAGUGUACCGCGAGCUGGUGGCGCGCUCGCCCGAGCUGCAGACGGCGCUGUCCAUGCGCUCCUGCGUGCAGGAGCCCGGGGCGGCGCUGCGCCUCGGAGUCCUCCAACCGCUGUCCACCCUACGCAAGGACGGGAAGCUGGCAGACAGGGACAUGCUGCUGCUGGUGGACGGGCUGCACGAGGCCGAAUUCCACAAGCCCGACCACGGCGACACCAUCGCCUCCUUCCUGGCCGUGCACCUGGCCGCGUUCCCCCCACGCCUCAAGCUGGUGCUCACCGUCCGCACGGCCAGCCAGGAUGUGACGGCGCAGCUGCCGUUCCCGGAGAUCCUUUUGGACCCAGGCCUGGGCGGCCCCGCGAGGGCCCCCGAGGUGGCAGGGCCCGAGGACGACCUGUGCAGCUACGCGGUGCGCCGCGUGAGCGGAGGCUGCCAGACGCAGACCGGGGUGUGGCAGGCGUGGAGGCCCCCAGGCCCGGACGGCGCCGAGAUGACCCAGAUGGCCGACAUGGCCCCACGCCUCGCGGCGAUGGCGCAUGGCUGCUUCCUCUACCUCCGUCUGGCCCUCGACCUGGUCAAGCAGGGAAAUCUGUCGCUCACGGGGCCUGGGUCAAAGGAGCUGCCGUGCUCCCUGUCGGAGCUCUUUGAGCUACAGUGCAACGCGCUCUUCCCAAAGCGGGCGGACUUCAUGCGCGUCCUCCCCCUCCUCAACGUGGCACUGGCAUCCCUGCAGCCCCUUAGCGAGGCGCAGCUACUCCAGGCGCUGCGCGCCGGCCACGUGGGCCUGCCGCCCCCCGGCAGCCCCGCCGCCGACUUCCCGGCCGUCUUGGAGAAGGUGUCGCCGCUGCUGCCGCGUCUCGCUGACGGCACCCGCAUGUUCCGACACCCGGCACUGCGCGAGUGGCUCGCCUGGAGGCAGGAUGGCAAGAGCAAAAGGUUCCUCUGUGAACCCAGGAGUGGGCACGCACUGCUCGCCAUGGCUCUGUCACGUCAGGGCGGCACGCUAAGUCCAGAGCAAACCUUGGAGCUGGGACACCACAUCCUCAAAGCACAUAUCUACAAGGGUCUCAGUAAGCGACCAGGCAUCUCGUCCAGUGUGCUACAAGCCUUGUGGGUGGCGCACAGCACCGAUGGCCUUUCGGCAGCCCUUACCUCCCUUCGCAACCUCUACACACCCAACAUCAAGGUGUCGCGGCUGCUGAUCUUGGCGGGCGCGGACGUGGAGAGCGGCACGGAGGCGCUGUCGGGCGCGCCGCUGCUGUGCGUGCACGCUCACCUGGGCCACGGCGACGCUGUCUCCCUGCUGCUGGAUGCUGGCGCGUGCCCCGACAGCACGGGCGCCAGCGGCGUGGCGGCGCUCAGCCACGCCGCCGCCGCGGGCCACACAGACGUUGUCGCCAGGCUCUGCCACGGGGAUGCCCAGGUGCCGCGCAUUGACCGGGAGGGCCGCUGUGCCCUGGUGCACGCCGCACUGCAGGGCCACUUGGCCACCGUGGAAUUUGUGGCCACCAUGGACUGGAGCCAGCAAGAUGAGCCAGAUCAGCCGGGUCAGCAGGGUCAGCCAGGUCAGAUCAGCAAGAGGCAGGCGGCCCAGCAGGCGCUCACCGCCGCUGCCAGCAUGGGCCACGCGGAGGUCGUGGAAUACCUACUAAGUCUUCCAUCACUGUCAAGCGAGCACGAAGAGGAGGAGGAAGAGGCUGGGGAAGGGAGCCGUGUACAGAUCGAUGCCUUUGACACCCUGUGGGGAGAAACAGCGCUGACGGCUGCAGCGGGCCGCGGGCGGCUCUCGGUGUGCGAGCUGCUGCUGGAGCGAGGGGCGUUGCUCUCCCAGGCCGGUCGGCGAGGGGUCACGCCGCUCAUCAGCGCCGCCCGGCAGGGCCACUGGCAGGUGGUGCUGCUCCUCCUGCGGCGCGGGGCAGAACCAGACGCGCCGGAGAGGCGAGGCCGGACGGCGCUCAUGGCGGCCGCUUGCGAGGGCCACACCAACACCGUGGACGUGCUCCUGUCCAGGGGUGCAAAUGUGUCUGUGGCGGACCACGAGGGGCUCAGUGCCCUGAGCUGGGCCUGCCUGAAGGGCCGCCUGGCCGUGGUGCAGACGCUGCUGGCGCACGGCGCUCCGGUGAACCACGCCGACCGGAGUGGCCGCACACCUCUGGGCCUGGCUGCCUUCCACGGCGACGCCGAAGUGGUGCAGUUCCUGCUGGAGCAUGGAGCCAAUAUGGAGCAUGUGGACGAGAGUGGCAUGCGACCGCUGGACCGCGCAAUCGGCUGCCGGAACACGGCCGUGGUGCUUGCUCUGCUCAAGAAGGGUGCAAACCUAGGCCCCGCCUCCUGGGCCAUGGCGACGUCGAAGCCGGACAUCACGGUGCUGCUGCUCAACCGCGUGAUCGAGGAGGGGAACGAACUUUACAAGUCGGGGCGGAUGAAGGAGGCAGCUCAGCGCUACCAUUUGGCGCUGAAGAGGUUUCCCCGAGAGAGCUUUGGGGAGGAGCUGGGCACCUUUCAGGACCUGCGCGUCACCCUCUACCUCAACCUGUCUCGCUGUCGCCGCAAGCUCAAUGAUUAUGGGCUGGCGGAGGAGUUUGCUACCAAGGCCCUGGAGCUGAAGCCAAGGUCGCACGAAGCGCUGUACGCCCGGGCACGUGCCAAGCGCAGCAGCAGGCAGUUCCUCGCGGCGCUCGAGGACCUGCAGCACGCGGCGAGACUUUACCCCGAGAACCGCGAGGUGGCGCGCCUCCUGGCACGCGUCAUGGACGAAUGCCGGCAGCAGCAGCAGCACAUCGCUCACCAGGAGGAGCCGGCGGAGGAGGAAGAGGAGCCGGAGGAGCAAGAAGCAGAAGACGAUCAAGUGGCUGCCAUGCCAAACGAAGAGGUCUGCUACCCGGGACCCCCCAGCGCAGAGCAGCGCUAUGGCGAGCGACAGGGAAGGGGGGACGGCAGUUACCCGGAGCCCAUGUUGCAAAGGGCCGUGUCCAUCGCAUACGGAGAGUUUGACUGUGAAAACGCUUCUCCCCCGACCACGCGCAUUCUGCAGCGCUGCCGGUCGUUUGUGCUGCCGGACGAAGACACGCAAUGGCACGGAGGUCUGCAGCAGGACAUGAGGGCCAAGUGCCAAAUAGGAACUGACGUGUGUGGACAGGCGGAGAUCAGGCGCGGGCUGCAGACCCUCAUGAUGCCCCGCUCUCGACACGACUCUGGCCGCGGGGACCAAAUGCUGAUGUCGUCGCCAGCCCCCAUGCAGUGGCUUGGGAACAGAGACAAUGGGUAUUCUGACAUGGACAUGCAGUACGAAGCGCCGGUCCCCGCCCUGCACAGGGCCGCGAGCUACCAGAGCUGCAACGUGCCCAUCUGUCAGCAGAAGGUGGACCUCGCCGGCAACAGGCCCUUGCAGUCCGUAAGGUCCUGUGGAGAGUGCAUCGCUGACCAAUACAUGGAGAUGAAUGUGCCACCUUCUGCUAUGUUUGGCUGCAGCGAUGUUCAACAGUGCAUGAGCGGUGGGGCUUAUGAUGUACCUGACCAUCAACAGAGCAGCAGUAAAUCUAGAUUGUGCGGUGACCUUGGAAGCAACGCAUACAGCUGCCCCGUUGGCAUGGGCCCUUCCGAGUUGCGACGCCUCAACACCACCCUGUGCCCUUCGUCCCUUUUGUCUGUGAAUGCCGGCUUGCGCGCCUCCACGCCCUGCCUUGCCGAAGGAGGCGGCCGCUCCUACAGCUGCAACCAGCGAGAUGAGUUUCGCACCUGCACCAUGCUGGGCCCCCGAUCGUCCAGGACAGAGGAGCGCCUCUCCAUGGAAUCCCCUCCGUACGGCCAGUGUGACAGCAAGGGCUAUUCCAGGCCCUUCAUGGGCAUAGCGGACAAGAGGGUGAGGACGCAGCCGUCCAUUCAGCAGCCGGUCCCCUUGUCCCAGUGCCCGCCGAUGCCAACUCGUCAGCAGAGCAGGGGCUGGCUCACCUCGUCCGUGGACCUCAUCGUGUCAAACCCAGCGCCCUGCACCAGUAACGAUUAUUACAACAACGACGACCAUGGCCUGUCGUCCUCGGCAGGAAUGUGGCAAUCGGAGAGCGUCGCUCAGUGCGGUCGCCCGAACGGAGGGGCCUUCAGCUGGCAGGCGAGCGAGCCCGACCCGUACGCGCCGCACCUCCAGAGCAGCGGCGGCGGCGGCGGCGGCGUCGUCAUACCGGGCAGACGGUUCGCGCGGGAGAGCUCGACGUGUUACGAAGACGCUUGCGGGAUUUACGGCUACCAGGAGAGCGUGGGUGCAGUUGUGGAGCGGGUGGUGAGGCAACCGAGGCCGCCCUGCCGCUCCCCUCUCUUGCCAAAGCGUCCUUUUGUCGAAUCCAAUGUUUGAAGAAGUCCCCGGGACAUUUUUUUCCCUCCCAUUAUUUUUUUGAACUUGGUAUUGAAGCAGAGUUUGACUUUAAAAGUUUACAUUUACUUCCAUGCCCAUCAGUAUCGACUUGCGUUUACCUUAAUGACCUGUUUUAAAGAAUAAAUCGUGUAUUGUUAUUUAAGACAAUGGAGAAUGCAACUUAAGUCAGCCAUAUUUGUAAUAUUGUAAUAUUUGUUGUUUCGGAGUGCGGGGAUGGGUGGCGGCGGUGAGACGGAGUCGGGAACUUUAUUUCUGCAGUUGAACCACUGUCAACUUAAAAGGAGUUUCAUUACAAUUAAUGUUCAUUCUUAAAAAAUAUAAAUUUAUGCUUUUGUGAUGCCAAUGUAAAAGCAUUGCUUUGUGAAUUAUAGAAUUAGUUUUAUGGACGAUAUCCCUCGAUUGUAAAAUAAUGGGUGAGCUUGUUGGAGCCACAUGCCGUAAGUGCUGGUGAUGGGCUUUUUCCCUCUUGUUGCUGUUGUCUGCUUGUGAAAGCUGCACACUGUACUUUCAGUCUCUUGCAAUGAUUGUAAAAAAUGUGGAAAUAUUAAACUCCAUUUUGGUUGCAGCCAU
Molecule: messenger RNA, 9172 nt
Organism: Petromyzon marinus (sea lamprey)
Lineage: Eukaryota; Metazoa; Chordata; Hyperoartia; Petromyzontiformes; Petromyzontidae
Source: RefSeq, a predicted model, not a curated record